Xyrauchen texanus (razorback sucker) is the source of this 10133-nucleotide messenger RNA. Its product is annotated as microtubule-associated protein 1A-like. Gene Ontology annotation, biological process: dendrite development; regulation of microtubule depolymerization; microtubule cytoskeleton organization. The coding region runs from base 16 to 7161 and encodes 2381 amino acids. The transcript is spliced from 3 exons. Gene Ontology annotation, cellular component: cytosol; microtubule; dendrite. The record is from RefSeq and is a predicted model, not a curated record. Gene Ontology annotation, molecular function: actin binding; microtubule binding. NCBI's taxonomy places the organism in Eukaryota, Metazoa, Chordata, Actinopteri, Cypriniformes, Catostomidae.
CCUGUGCUGCCUACAAUGGAAGGUGAGACAGAGUUAACAGAAUAUGUCUCUGAGAAAGUGGAUGUGACCUCUCCUUUUGAGCUCCUGGAUGCACCAACCUCAGGAGGGUUCCUCAAGUUGUCCAAGCCAUGCUGCUAUAUCUUUCCUGGUGGACGGGGAGACUCUGCUUUGUUUGCAGUCAAUGGCUUUAAUAUUUUAAUAGAUGGUGGGUCAGACCAAAAGUCUUGCUUCUGGAAGCUUGUCAGACAUUUGGAUAGGAUAGAUUCUGUUCUCCUUACCCAUAUAGGAGCAGAUAAUCUGCCUGGCAUUAAUGGACUGUUACAGAGAAAAAUUGCAGAGCAGGAAGAAGAGAAGACACAUAGUUCAAAUGCCUAUGGAGACUGGAUGAAAAAUCUGAUCUCACCAGAGCUUGGUGUUGUCUUCUUUAAUGUUCCUGAGAAGCUAAAACUGCCUGAAACAGCACUUAAAGGAAAGAGGAGCAUUGAGGAGGCCUGUCUCACACUGCAAAACCUUCAGAAACUGGGCAUCAAACCUGAGCCUUUAUACAGAGUUGUGAGCAACACGAUUGAGCCUUUAACACUCUUUCACAAGUUGGGUGUUGGCAAAUUAGACAUGUAUAUUCUAAAUCCCCUCAAGGACAGUAAGGAAAUGCAAUUCUUUAUGCAGAAGUGGGCUGGUAACAGUAAAGCAAAGACUGGUAUCAUCCUGGAAAAUGGCAAAGAGGGUGAGAUUUCUGUACCUUACCUCACAUCAGUAACAGCUUUGGUUGUGUGGGUGCCUGCAAGUCCAACUGAGAAGAUUGUGAGGGUACUGUUUCCUGGAAAUGCCCCACAAAACAAAAUAUUUGAGGGCCUGGAAAAGCUGAGGCAUCUCGAUUUCUUGCGAUAUCCAGUAGCCACUCAAAAGGAAAUGUCAUCUGGAGCUCCAAUUCCACUGAUAAAACAAACUAAAAUGAAACUGAGAACUGAUAGCAAAGAAAGUCUGAAGUCAUCACCCAAAAUGUCUUCCACAACAAAAGCAAGCAAGAAAGAAGCAAAUGAAGACAUUGAGUCCAAGAGUGACUCUGUAAAGGAAAACAAAGUUGAAAAGAAAGAGAAGAAAAUAAAAGAGAGUGUCAAAGCGCCAAAACCAGCAAAACCCAAGACAGCAUCACCCGAUUCAGUUAAACAAGAGAAAAAGAAACUCCACAGAGAAAAAUCUCCUAAAAAACAUAUCAAGGACAAGGCUUCCAAGAUGGAGGAAAAUAAAGAUCAAGAAAAGAAAGACACAAAGAAAGAAAAGAUAGAUUUAAAGAAAGAGGACUUGGUUAAAAAAGGACCGAAAAUUAAGGAGGAGAAGAAAAAGGAAAAAGAAAAAAUUAAGUCUGAGUUGAGGAAAAUCACUAAACCAGACUUAAAGCCCUUCACUCCUGAGGUCAGGAAGACUCUGAACAAAGCAAAGGUUCAAGUAAAGCCUAAAGCAGAAAAAACAAAAGCUGCAAAAGAGCAAGAAAACAGGCCUGCUGCUAAGAAAGCUUCAAUAGAAAAACAGGAGAGUGACAGGUCUUUAGUCUCCUCCCCAGAGGAUCUUACCAAGGAUUUUGAAGCCUUGCAACUUGAAGAGGGGCUUUCCAGGACUGCAGAGAGUAAAAUACACUCAAGUCUUCAGUCAUCAGUGGACACCAUUGUCCCUCACAUUGGAUCUCCUGAUGAGGGAAUAACUACAACAGAUGUUGAAACCGAGUCCCCUCAUGAGGAGAGGGUGCCCUAUAGAGAAAUGACAAGUAAAUCCCACUCUAAAACAGCUGAUAAAUUUGAGAAUGAAGGUGCUGCUACAGAAGAUGACAUAGAAGAUUACUAUUCUGCAAAGCUAAAAAGUGCUAAAACAUCUAACGUCGUUGAGAAGGUAGAUGAUAAAAAAUGCCAAGACAAGGUAAAAGAGGAAGAGAUGGAGUUCCAAAUGAAACCAAAAAAGAGUGACAGUGAAGAGGAUGAGGAUGUGAUUGAGAAAGCAGAGCUAGAAGAAGCUGAGGAUUUAGUACAUGAGGAGGAGCUCAAGUACAAACCAGAUGAGGCUAAGAAAGAGAAACUCAUAAAGGAUCUGGAGACAAAACAAAGUGACAUUAAAUCUGACAAACCUGAGGUAGCUGCAGAUCACAUUUCUUUCAUCCAACACGAGACCAUUCCAGUUUACUCUGAGAUGGAGCAGACAAUCUCAGAUGAGGAGAUUAAUGAGGAGACAGAGGAAAGAAUCCCACUUUGUCCAAUAUAUCUCCAAUAUGAUGCUGGCUCAUACGAAAUCUCCAUUCCUGAUGAACCAGGGAAUUUUGAAACCCUCCAUGGCAUGAAACCACCAACCAUAUCUGUUUCCUCUGAGUUCUCAUCUAAGGGAUUUGCAGUAGAUCAGGUGCCAGUGUUGUCAGCUUAUGCAACCAAUAUAAUAGCGGCUCCAUUGGCUGAAGAAGAGCAUAUAACUUCAGCCACUUCCAUCACUGAAUAUGACAAAUUAUCAUCCUUUGCGACAUCUGUUAAUGAAGAUCAGUCUGUAGCAUCUGUGACUGCACCACCCACUGAAGAAGCAGGAAAAAGCUCUUUACUCUUGGAUACUAUAAAUAGUAUACCAUUGUCCGUACAGACAGAUGCAACUCAAGGAAAGGAGUACCUUCACUCUGCAGGAACUAUUUCUCCAACUUCUUCUUUAGAGGAGGACAAGUGUUUCAAAUCACCUCCAUCAGAGGAAUAUCAACCUAUUGUGCUAGAUAUGGAAACUACUAGGAAGGCUACAACUCACACAAAUUAUGAGGAUGAAGAGGAUGAAGAAGAGGAUAAGGAUCAGACACCAAAUGUUGACAUGCCACUUGGAAAGCUCCAUGAGGGUUAUGCAUCUGCUGCCAUGACCCAAGACAGGGAACAUUCUUUAGGUGAUGCUCCUUCAUCAAUGACCCCUCUUUCUUCUUCUGUGAUGUAUGAUGGCACAGAAGAAAAAUAUGAAAAGUUACUUACACUCUCUAAGGAUACACCUAAAUUAGCAUCCUCAGAGAGUGAGGAAAGAUGUCUCAGCCCAGAUGACAGCACUAUGAGGUUUGCCUCACCCACACAAUCAGGACCUACCAGUGGUAGCUACUCUCCAACUGAGGAGAGGACUCAAAAGCCUCUGAUGAUGGAGAAAGAAGAAAAAAAAGACAAAGACACUUUUGACUCUAAGAUAUAUUUUACCCAAGAUGCUCCUGCUGACAAAAUGUUAGUGAAAAUAAUUGAUAAUGAAGUGGACCCUUUCAAAAAGGGAUUCUCCAGCACUAAGGGACCAAUAUAUGACUCGGAUGAAGAGGUAGACGAGAAAGAUGAUAAUGAUUAUGAAAAGGGAAGCUAUAAAGAGUGUAGUAAAACUAAAUACAAAGAGGAGAGGGAAAGCACAUUUCUUGAUGAAGAAUACACCUAUGAGGCAACACUCUCAAAGGAAGUGAAACUCUUUGGAAAUGAAAUAGAAGCUCUGGAUAAAGAAGAAAAACCACAAAAUGUGACUUACUUGGGGCAAGAGUAUGAAUCUCAUAUGCUCAGUUCAGGAGAAGAAGAAGAAAGUGACACUGAUGAUGGUACUUACUCGAGCGUUAAAGUACCCCAGGACAAGUUAGAUUCCAUGUCAGCAGGCCAGGGCAAAAAAGAUGCAUCAUUCUCAGAGUUAGGUGACCCAAAAGUGAUCUCUAAAGACAUUGAUAAAAGUGUCCACUUCAGCUUGUAUUCCUUCCCUGAGAGUGAGAAAGGCCUCAAAGGGGAAAUUGAGAGGGUUGUUAGGCAAGAUACACCUUAUGUUGUUAAGAGCUUUACCUACUCUGAUGUAUAUGACAGUAAAAUGAGUUCAGUGGAUUCACACUCUCCCAGUUUGCCAGCUGAUCACACAUUUAAUGAUACUGAUAUUGCCCUAAAGAAAACAGAGAAAGUAGAUUGCCUGGAUUCUUUCACUGGGAAGAUUUCUGACUUUAAAGAAUCACAUGAAAUGGAAAUGCCAUCAGCUUCUUCUAGUGAAACACAAAAUAUCUAUGGGGCAUCACAGUUUAAGGACAUGUCAGAAGAAUCUGAUAAGAUAAAUAAGUUUGAAAAGGAGACAGCUGAGAAAACUUUCCAAUCUGUUCCAACAGAGCGAGACCCCUUGUCAGUUAAAUUAAAGAAGCCUGAUUUUAGCGGGAUAGCUGAGGUUGGGGCAGCACAUUCGGCCCAUUAUACAGAUGACAGAGUCAUUUCUGAUUUCAGUGUCAAAAGUCCCACUUCUGUAGUGGGCCAAUCUGCAAUUGGCACAAAAGAAUUCUUGGCUGCAGACAUAAGGAUGUUUGCCGAUGGAGAGGAUGAAGAUGAUGAUGAGGAAGAGGAAGAAGAAGAAGAAGAUGAUGAGGAUGAGUUGGAGGAUGGAGAGCAUGCAAGUGAUAGUGACAUUGAGAAAGGUUCUAAAGACAGACCAGAGAAAGAUUUCCAGAGCCCAUUGAGUAGUGCCACCAGCUCUGUGCCUACUCAAUUUGAGGAUGAAAAGAAAGAGACCAUUUCAAAUGGCCAUAGCUAUGGCUUCCACACUAAUAGCAAACCUCUCGGUUCAUCAACAUUUGAAUCCACUGUAAGCCAUGAGGGCCCCAAGGACUCAAUGCAAACUGCGAAAGUUAAUGCCUCAUAUUUGCCUGCUGAAGGCCACAUUACGGGCAUCUCUGGAUUUGAACGAUCUUCCAGUGAGGAGAAUGAUGAGCUUGUAGGAAAAAAUGAGAUAGAUGUUCAGUCAUAUCUACCACUAUCAACAAGGUCUGUUGAAAACUAUGAUAGCAAAGAUGUUGCGUUUGACAAGCAAAAAACACCAGAUAAAGUGAAUAAAAUAACAGGAGACUCUGUUUCUUUGGGUUUCAGUUACACAACGUCAGCCACAGCAUAUUCCUCUUCCUCUUCUUACAGUCAUUCCUCUUCAGCCUCGGCAUCUCUGUCCACUAGCCGCCAGCUUGGAGAUGAGGUUGUGACUCCAGCCAGCACUGGAUUUGAAUACUCAUCUUUCAAAGAUGAACAUUCACCAGUAAUUGAUUCACCCUUCUCCAGUUCUGGUGGGCAGAUAAAGGACGAAUAUUUAGAAGUAUCAGAGAAGUUUACACCUGCAACCACAACAGCUGAAUCCACAUCAAGCCUUGCGAGAUUCUCACCAUUAUCACCCUUUGAAGAAAUCAAACCUUUCCCUCCGCACACUGGUGCUUGUAUAGGUGAUAAGAAAGAUCCUGUUAACACUGCAAGCAAUAUUUCAGACCAAGGACCACAGAGUCAAUGCUUUUACAAGCCAGAGUGGGAAGUUGACUCAAGAAUACAAGCUGAAAUUGGUGCAACUGGACCGUAUUCCUCUCUCUCACAAUCCACACCAAGGGAAUCCAUGCCUGAAGGUCUAUAUGGUGCUUCAUCAACACUUCAAUAUGAGUGCCCUGAAAAACAGUACUAUGAAGACACUGAGAGCAGUGAAGAGGAAGAGGAUCAUAUGUAUGAAACUGAACUAGAUAAACUAGAGUACCCAAAAUCUCCCCUUACAACCCAAGUGGACAAGAAAGAUGCCACCUAUUCUUUGGGUGAGAAACUAACAAUGGACAUACCUUCAGGUAUGGGCAGCAGUAUUCCAAAUGUGCUUAAUUCAUACCCUUCCUCUUUUCCUGAGCCCACAAAACCAGACAAAGCAAAUGGGCCUGCAGAAGUCAGUGUGAAUGCACCAGAGACUUUUAGUGGAACCAGCAACUUAACAAAUAUAGAGAUCAAAGGCCAAGAAAUUGACACCAAACAAUUUAGGACCCCAAGUGAAUGGGAAAUGCUACAGCAACGAGACAUCUACCCAGAGGCCUCACCGCCUCAUUAUCGUCAUGAGGAUGAGGAUGAAGAAGAAGAAGAAGAAGAGACAGAGUCAGAGCACCCAGCCCGUCCUCUUUCCCUCUCAUCCACAGACCAACCGUUCCAAUCCUCCUAUUACACUGAUGACCUAAGCAGACGAGGUGACAAAUCCGACCAUCCUUCAGAUGUUAGUAUUCGUCCACAUUCAUCCACGGCUUCCCCAGGUUAUUCAUCCUUUGAGUACAAGCAGAGUAGGGGAGACACAUCUCCAUCCUUCAUCAACCCAAGCUUGUGUCACCUUUCAAGUGACGAGGAGAGCGAGGAACAGACAACUGAUCUACAGCAGCCUUCUGGCAAGACAAGAUCCCACAAACAGCCUCGCCACCAUUCUCGAAGUCAACAUGGUGAUGACAGCGAAUUGCAGCACUUCUCUGGAGCCAUGGCUGCUGGUAUUAGUGCCAGCAGAGAGGACACACCUCCGACCUCAGUCAGUGAACAGUUAAAUUCCCAAUCAGAUUCUGAUGUUCCACCAAUCACAACAGAAGGAAACAUCGACUCUGACGAGGAUGCGGAUUACCUGCCUGUUGAUAAAUCAUCUGGAGCUUAUGGGGGAAAACAUUACUCUAGGUCACCUGACAAGAAUCCUGAUCCCUUCCCCUCACCAAUGAUGGAUCCUGCCCCUUAUCCCCCUCACCCUGAUGUGUGUAUGGUAGAUCCUGAGGCUCUGUCAAGCCUAACAGACAAACCGCUUAAGAAAGAUACCAAAACAAAGGGCUUACGUAAAUCAGGCAAGACAAAGUCCUCAUCUCCGGCUAGGAAGCCUGAUGCCAGGAAGAAGUCCCCAUCCAAGGAACCCUCCACUCACACCACAGCUCUUAAGAAGAAGGACAUAGAGGACGACCUGUCAAGGUCAAGCCACAACACUGGCAAAGGCCUCGUCAGUGGUUUUAAGAACAGCGCAGGUUCAAAUUCCGCGAAAUUCAGCACAUCUGUGCCACCUGGACCUCCUAUUUAUGUGGAUCUGGCCUACAUUCCCAAUCACUGCAGUGCUAAAAAUGUGGACCAGGAAUUCUUCAAACGUGUUCGUUCUGCAUAUUAUGUAGUGAGUGGAAAUGACUCCAGCAGUGGAGAGCCGAGCCGUAGUGUACUAGAUGCCUUGCUUGAGGGAAAGGCACAGUGGGGAUCCAACCUACAGGUGACAUUGAUACCUACUCAUGACACAGAAGUGACCCGAGAUUGGUACCAACAGACCCAUGAGAAACAGCAGGAGCUGAACAUCAUGGUCUUGGCCAGCAGCAGCACAGUAGUAAUGCAAGAUGAGUCAUUCCCAGCCUGCAAAAUAGAGUUCUAAAUACAACAUGGCUCCCAGGAUCACAACUUUACUCUCAAAUGGUCCGUUGCAGCCUUAAUUGUGGUUUACUCUGUGUACAAUAAUUAAAACUUUGAUAUCAAUAACCAGUGUUUUAAGACAACACAUAUUCUGUGUUUUAAGACAACACAUAUUCUAUAUUGUCCAAAAGCCCAAUGAAAAGGUACAAGCUCUGAUGAUUAUGUAAUGGUAAAAAAAACUUGUUAGAGUGCAGGAGAUCAGGAAGAUGUGCCUUUCACUGUAUAUCUUUCAGGGUGGCUUUUCCCUUUAAUUUUUAAAAGGCAUACUGUACAUACACACAGUUUUAAAUUGCAUAAUUUGGCACAAUUUUGCAAAAAUAUUUUGUCGUUCCUUGCUGUUUCAAGGUAAUGUUUGCCCAAAAAUGAAAAUCCUGUCAUAAUUUACUCACCCAUACAGUAUGUUUUCCCAAACCUGUAUGACUUGCUAUCUUCCAUGGAACAGCAAGAUAUUCACUUUUCACUUUCACUGCAUCUUUUUCUAUACAAUGAAAGUGAAUGGUGACUAAGACUAACAUUCUGCAUAACAUCUACUUUUUGUUCCAAGAACAAAUUCACAUAUGUUUGGAUAAACAUGAGGGUGAAUAAAUAAUGAACUGUCCCUUCAAAUAAAGCACAAGCUUACCUAUUUACUUUUCUUUUGACCAAGAAGCACCAGAGACUGGGAUCUAUCAAAUGUUGCAACUCAACUACUGUAGAUUGUCCAAUGUUACUUUCAAUGUUAACUUUCUGCUUUUAGUUUAUGCAUUUUUCACACUGUGCAUAUUAUACUCAUCAAUUAAUCAAGUUACCUCACAUUCAAAUAACAGUUGGGGUUAUAUACAUCAACAGAGAUCUUAGCAAACACCUGGGUGCCAUAAUUACAAAAUUCCACUAAAAUUUGUGCCUGAGGCCAGAAAAAGAACAUUAGUAAAUAAAGAUGAUGAACAGAGAACUAUAUCUGUAGCACACAUGUUUAUUUUAUAUAUAUAUAUAUAUAUAUAUAUAUAUAUAUAUAUAAAUAAACGUGCAUGCUGGAGAUGGAGAGUUGUGGUAUGGCUGGUGUGCUUGUCAAAUAAUUGCUUUACAUUCCUGCAUUCAGAGAUUAAUGCUAUGAAUUUCAUAAAAUAAUUUGUGUAAUUGGAUGACAAAAGCAUCAACAAUAUCAUUAAUUAUAAUGAUAUUAUAACAACAUACUACAAAAUUGGAACAAAACGUAACAAAAUAAGAAUAAUUCUGAGAGGUGUAGAUGUUGGUGAGUUUGUCAACACUUGACUGGAAUCAAAUCUUAUUUUUGUCAUGAUGUAUAAACAGUAAGUUUAAAGAGUUUAUGGUUAUAUUAGUGUUUAUGGAGUUGAAAAUGAUGUUUUAUUACAGAUCUCAUCACAUAUUUUGAAGAGCUUCAAAAUAACAACUAUAAAACAAUGUAUGUAUGUAUAUAUAUAUAUAUGUAUAUAUAUAUAUAUAUAUAUAUAUAUAUAUAUGAUAAUAAAAUGAAUGACUUUUGUGAUGUGGAGAGAGGAAGACUGAGAAUAAUGUAAGUUGCCAGAAUUGAAAAGGAAUGGUUAUCGUAUGAACGUUCAGAUGUGAGCUUUGAAUUAAACACUGAAAUCUAUUCCAAGAGAAUGAUCUUUUAGUGUUUUUUAAGGAUUAGUAAAGCACAUUUUACCUCUAUGUUUCCAUUCCAUCUGUCAGAAUUAACUAUGGUGAAUAGGAAAACGUGUAAAACAAACUGAUUAAGUAAAAUUAAUAAUAGUGCUGGAGUUUUGGAUAUAUAUAUAUAGGGAGGAAUGGUAAACGUAUCUUUAACCGAUUAAUCAGAAUCUCUCUGUAAAGAGUACUAUAUACACUGCAUGUACAUUAUUGUAAGAAAAACUAAAGGUUGAAUGUGCAUUUGAGUACUGCUGUGCUUUUUAGGGGCUUGGGUCCAAAUUUACUGCUUGAUUAAAAACUAAGAUUGUAGAAUCCCAUUUGAGUCAAAAUUCUAAUUUAAUGCUUAUUCUUCAUACAUUUGAAACAACAUGCUGUAAUUUUUAAAUUUCUGUUACAGUUCUGAUUGAUUUUAGUCUUUAUUUAUGUUUAAAAGUUGACAGGUUCAAUUAAUGUCUUUUGAGGAAAAUGACCAUGAUUUAAGAACAAUGUUUAGAUCUAUACAAGAUGACAGAUUAUGGGAAAUGGUUCAGCAUAGACCUUAACUUCUCUGUGGAAUAACUGAUGAGGAUUAACAGCUAAUGCUCACCUGUAAUGUUUUAAAGGUGCUGUAACUUUUGAGCUACUGGUUAUUUGGCUGUGCUGCAGAGAUGUUCUGCCUGACAUGGUGAAACCCAGAUGCCACUACGCUGUACCACAGAGAAAAACAAACAAACAAACAAACAAACAUGUACCAGACUGUAGACUGCCAGAUCAAGUGACUAGAUCACGGAUCACAUUUUAUAUUCAAGAUUUGUAAGUGUCCGUGUGAUUAUCUUUUUUUUUUUGAAGACUAAAUGUUUAAAAACAAAAUGCGAAAUAGUCACUAUGUGCUGUGCAAAACAUCCUUUAGUUGCAGUGUUGAGUUUGCCAUCUUGAUAGCGUCAAAUCUUUGAAAUACUGCAUAGCAUUCCAAUGAGCCUAUAGCAAUUUAAUGCAUGUGAUCUUAAGUUUGAACGUACAUGUAAUAGUUUGGAGUUAUAUAAAUAAAGUGCAAUUUUAAAAUAUAUACUGUAUAUUUAAAUGCUAAUAGUCUCAAUUUUACUGAAAGGCACAUAUAAUCAUGCUGUGCUAUCAUUUCCAGGUUGCAGUGUUUCAAAAAGAAAAAAAAAUGUGUACUUUAAUUUCUUUUUUUUUUUUUUUGCUUUCCAAGUUUUUUUUCUUUCUUUUUAUGUGCAAUACUCUGUAUCUUCUUUACGCCCACUAAAUGAGUGUCUACAAAUAUGUUGUAGAAAGUUAAACCUGAUAAUCACUAAUAAAAUAUGUUAA